UCCCUCUCUUUCCUCCACAAUCAAAUCAAUGUGAAAUAUUCCUCUAGCUCUAGCAAUCUGUUGAUGGAAUUGAACCAUUUAUAAUAUCUUAUUCCAAUGGAGAAAUCAUCAUCAUCAUCUUCAGCUGACAAAAAUACCCACCAGUCUUUCUUUUCCUUUGUCUUUGUUCCUUGCGUUAUUGUUUCAUUAUUUGAAAGAUUUUUCACUUUGGUCCACGGGGUCCAUAAUUUAUUGUCAGGAUUCUUGUUUUCUUUGUUCAAGCUUCAUUCUUGCCAUGCAGAAACUUGCAACGAUCUCAAGAGCCGAGAUUCUGCCGAUUCCCGUAGUUAUUGCUUCCAGGAGAAGCAAGAUGACGGUGAAGGUGAUGAUGAUGGAAGCCUGUUAAGAGAAGAAGUUGAGAUGGUGAUGAAAAACCUGACACUUUUUUGCGGCCCUGGAGGGGAGGAGCUGCCAGGAAAAAUGGGUUCCAGGGAGUUUUCCGGCUUGUUUGAGGAGAAGGAACCGAGCUUCGAGGAAGUUAAGGAGGCGUUUGAUGUUUAUGAUCAAAACAAAGAUGGGUUCAUUGAUGAGAGGGAAUUGCAGAGAGUUUUUCGAUUGUUGGGAAUGAAAGAAGGAUUUGAGCUGGAAAAUUGCAGAAAAAUGAUUGGAAAAUUUGAUGAAAAUGGAGAUGGAAUGAUUGAUUUCAAAGAAUUUGUAAAGUUUAUGGAGAAAAGCUUUGUUGAAUUGUAAUUUUUUUUGCUCAGAAAUUAAUUACAAUCAAAACUUGGCAUUAAAAAAUUCCGUGUUUUGAGUUUUCA
This is a messenger RNA of Mangifera indica (mango), 797 nucleotides long. Its product is annotated as probable calcium-binding protein CML45. Bases 97 to 729 code for a protein of 210 amino acids. Gene Ontology annotation, molecular function: calcium ion binding. The record is from RefSeq and is a predicted model, not a curated record. NCBI's taxonomy places the organism in Eukaryota, Viridiplantae, Streptophyta, Magnoliopsida, Sapindales, Anacardiaceae. The transcript has a single exon.